This is a messenger RNA of Toxotes jaculatrix (banded archerfish), 2053 nucleotides long. RefSeq names its product matrix metallopeptidase 19 (gene mmp19). Gene Ontology annotation, cellular component: extracellular matrix. Gene Ontology annotation, biological process: collagen catabolic process; proteolysis; extracellular matrix organization. Gene Ontology annotation, molecular function: metalloendopeptidase activity; zinc ion binding. The transcript has 9 exons. The coding region runs from base 80 to 1501 and encodes 473 amino acids. NCBI's taxonomy places the organism in Eukaryota, Metazoa, Chordata, Actinopteri, Toxotidae. The record is from RefSeq and is a predicted model, not a curated record.
CCGUCGACCACUUCUCCAUCUGUAAAGGACAUCCGCCCUGUGAUAUUUGGGACGGAAAACCGUUGAUCAAAACUUGGACAUGGACUUCGCAGGGCUGCCGGUGCUGCUUCUGGUGCUCUACCUCAGUGGAGCAUUUUGUGCUGUGGUGCAAUGGACAGAAUUAAGUGAGGCAAAGGCCUAUUUGAGGCAGUAUGGCUACCUGAAUGACCCUGCUGAUCCCCAGGACCCUCAUUACCUGGAGGAGAUCAUUGAAGCUCUCAGGGUCUUCCAGAGGGUGAAUGAUCUGCCACCUACUGGAGAGUUAGAUGAAGCUACCCUGAAUGUGAUGAGACAGCCCCGCUGUGGCAUGGAGGAUCCCUUCAACAAGAGGCUUAACAAAUACAGAGUGAUGGGUCGCUGGAGAAAGAGGAGUCUGACUUAUCGCAUCUACAACUACACGCCUGACAUGAGGAAGACAGAGGUCAGGGCCGCCAUCCGCUCUGCCUUCAAGUACUGGAGCGAUGUGACUGCUUUGUCCUUCAGAGAAGUCGACUAUGGCAGAGCGGACAUAAGGAUCUCCUUCCAUAAGAAAGAUGGCUCUUGCUCUGUCCCGUUUGAUGGUCGUGGUCAUGUACUGGCCCAUGCUGAGUCACCAGAAUCUGGCAUUGUUCAUUUUGAUGAUGAUGAGUUCUGGACAGAGGGAACAUAUUAUGGUACUAAUCUGCGUAUUGUGGCUGCCCAUGAAAUCGGCCACGCCCUCGGCCUGGGUCACUCUCAAUUCAGAAGCGCUCUGAUGGCACCGGUCUACUCUGGUUACCGUGCCAACUUCAGGCUGCAUUCAGACGAUGUGAGCGGCAUCCAGGCGCUGUACGGCAAGCGCCUCACCAGCACUUUAGCCAGUCCAACAAGCCCAGAGAGUCUGUUUCCCACAGAAAGCAGCACUGACCCUGGGAACACUCCUGACCCCUGCACUGCCACUCUGGAUGCCAUCAUGUUAGGUCCAUGGAGGAAAACCUUUGCUUUCAGCGGUGAUUACAUGUGGACGGUCUCUGACCUCGGACACAACACGCCAAUAAAAAUUGACAGGCUGUGGAAGGAACUCCCUGGAAACCUGAAUGCUGCUGUGCACUCACCAAGAACCAACAAGACUUACUUUUUUAAAGGAGAUAAAGUGUGGAGGUAUACAAGUUUCAUGCUGGACUAUGGCUACCCCAAGCAGGUGAAACGGAUCCCUCCUAAUAUCGAUGCAGCCUUGUAUCUGGAGAGGAACAAGAAGCUGGUUUUUAUUAAGGGUUCAGACCAUUGGCAGUGGGAUGAACUGAAGUACAAUAAUUUAGGUCUCUACCCCAAACCGCUCUCCAUGCUCUUCACCGGAGUGCCGUCCAGUCCGGAUGCAGCCUUCACCUGGACCAAUGGCAAGAUCUUCUUCUUCAAAGGAGAUGAGUACUGGCGAGUGAGUGAGCUGCUCAGAGCCGACAGAGGAUACCCACUGAGCAAGAAGGAGCGCUGGAUGCGAUGCUAGGCGUCGACCAUCAGGGGGCAGCAGGCACUAAGGGGUCUACAGCAGGGGUGCUGGUUCCAGUCCAAGGGCAUUGACAACUAUGCAACCUCAACAACAGCAGUGAUCAAUUGUGAAAAAUCGUCUAACACACACAAACACGCAAACACAUACAAAAAUGUUUUUUAAAGUGUGGCAAUUGAUUUUAUUUCACUGGAUUUGAUUACGACUGAGUCAGUCCUUCCCUCCUUCAGCAAGCCUAUUUUUGUGAGGCUUACUUCUUGAGCACAAAUGUGUGUUUCUGUCAGUGCGAGAAUUCAGUAAGCUGAGCUAUGAUCUCAGGGAGAAAUCAAGGGAGGCCUUCUGUUUUUCUCUCUAACAUAUGUGUUGGAUUAUGUGUCUUAAUACUUUCAGUAAGAUGUAAUAUGAUGAUGGGAGUGUGCACUUUUCUGUUCAGACUAAAUGUUCUGUUAAACCAAGUCCUUGAGUAUGGUCUGUGCUCUUCAGUGUUACUAAACACUUCCUGCAUUAUCUCAUGAAUCACAUUGGUCUGAAAUCAUGUGGCAUGGAUCUGAG